AUGUCCAACGCAAGCGUUAUAUCGAAUACAACUUCAGCAGCAAAUCAAACCUACUGCUUAGAGGUCUCUGAGUUAUGCCCCGUGAAGCUAUCCACAUACGGAUACUACCCCAACCUCGGUGCCAAUGCAUUCUUCCUCGCCGUCUUCGCGAUAUGCAUGAUCUCCAGUUUUGCAUCGAGCCUGCACUACCGCACCUGGACAUACAUGGUCGCUCUUACACUAGGCUGCCUGACCGAAUUCAUUGGCUACAUCGGACGAAUCAUGCUACACAAUAAUCCGUUCGACGGGAAUGGGUUUGAAAUGCAAAUCUGCUGCUUGAUCAUUGCGCCCGCUUUCAUUUCUGCUGGCAUCUACCUCACGCUCAAGCAUAUCGUCUUGUGUUUCGGGACAGAGUAUUCAGUCCUUAGGCCUCGCUCAUAUACUUGGAUCUUCAUCUGCUUCGAUAUAAUCUCUCUACUCCUCCAGGCAGCAGGUGGUGGCAUUGCCGCCAGCGCGUCUGACGAGUCUGGCUUGAAACUGGGAAACGACAUAAUGAUGGCGGGAAUCGUAUGGCAGGUGAUUACGCUGACGGCCUUUGCUGCGCUUGCGGGAUUAUACUAUAUGAGGUUGAGAGCGUCGCAGGCAAUAUUGUCUUCCGAAGCAGAUGCCCUGAGGCGCGCAACUCUGUUCAAGCUCUUCUUGUUCGGAAUGACGAUUGCGUUCGUUACUAUUUAUAUACGAUGCGUCUAUCGAAUUGCAGAAAUGGCGGGCGGCUGGGGGAAUAAGAUCAUGAAGGAUGAAUCCUAUCUGCAAGGAGUCCCAGCUGAGGCACCUCCUCCAUAUCCGGGUGGCCUAGCUCAUCCUCAACAGAGAGUUCAGAUUAUCGAAGUCGUCUCGGCUGGUUUCGGAAAGAGCAGUAUGGUUCUGAAGCGAGCAGAUCUUACUGGCAACAGUGCUCAAGAGUUUGGCUAUUUUGUCGAUGUAUCAAAUUAUACACCUGGAAAACCAGACGUUACUCUUCAUCGAGGCGAGGACAAGAAUGGCCCCGCACUAGGAAUAGCGCGGUUUCCGCAUUUCUCUCACUCAAUGCGAAUUGGAAUUGUGCCAGACGUCCAAGCAGUGAACAGUGCUACUGUCGACGAAAGCCAGCUGUGGUGGGAGGAUCUCCGUUCUGUGACUGGGUUCGGCAAGCUUUUCGGAAAAGCUGCAACUAGCGGAGCCAAAUCUGGCGACGGAGUCUUCUCCGUGCCGGCUCGAAUGCUCAAUUUAGGUGCAAGCAACACCGGAAGUGAUCGCAUAGAAUUGAUCUGGAAGCGAACGCACCAUGACCACUUGAUGACAGCAAACGGCGCAUCAGGAAAUAUUUCGAUGGGCUCGCUCAAGCUCGUACUAGCACAUAACCAAGAUUUUGUUGUCGCGCAGUUCGAACAGGGCCAUUCUUGCUCUUUUAGAGGAAGUAAAGGUCGCAUCGUGCUCCUGAAUGGCGUUGCUACCGGUCCGGCCUGGGAGGUUAUGGCUGUUUUGACUCUUAUGGCCAUGAUCGAGCAUCGCAGGAGACAGCAACAAGCCGCUGUGGCAAGCGGUGCGGCCGCAUCAAGUUAGGGCCCGAGUCUCGAGUUAUAUCUGCGGCACUUUUGGAGAUACCCAUUUAACCAACCUUUCGAAUCGAUUUUACACUGGAGGGAGAAACAUUGUAUAUACUUUUCAGUCGAAGGUCACCAAAACUUGUAAUAUUUAACAUUAUGACUCUUUCUCAACAACCAAUAUAUUGCUCUAAAUUUACAUGC
Xylona heveae TC161 is the source of this 1766-nucleotide messenger RNA. RefSeq names its product RTA1-domain-containing protein. The coding region runs from base 1 to 1581 and encodes 526 amino acids. The record is from RefSeq and is a predicted model, not a curated record. NCBI's taxonomy places the organism in Eukaryota, Fungi, Ascomycota, Xylonomycetes, Xylonales, Xylonaceae. The transcript is spliced from 3 exons. Gene Ontology annotation, cellular component: plasma membrane; fungal-type vacuole.